Pieris macdunnoughi is the source of this 294-nucleotide messenger RNA. NCBI's taxonomy places the organism in Eukaryota, Metazoa, Arthropoda, Insecta, Lepidoptera, Pieridae. The record is from the annotation of a GenBank genome assembly.
AUGUCAAAUAUUGUGAUAACGAACGAUGUGAAAAAUGAUGAAGUGAUGAAAAGUGAAGUGACAGUGAAACAAGAGGUCGAGGACAGACCUCAGAGGGAGACCAGGCUGACCAGCAUCAUAGAUCACCUGAGGUACCAAAAUAUGAGUCGAGGUUACGGUUCAGAAAGGUUAAAGCAACAAAUUCAAAGUAGAACCGCAAUGAUACCAUCAGCAUUGUUCGUAGAUCUAAGAUUCAUUGGGAGCGAAUCUAAUUGCGCGGGCGCACCCGACGCGUGCCUUUUGUCUCGCCCGUAA